CAUGGCGGCGGCAGCCAGCAGCAACAAUGGGAAGAUCUCAGGAAGCAGGCUAGACAGCUGGAGAAUGAGCUUGAUCUGAAGUUGGUCUCCUUCAGCAAACUGUGCACAAGCUACAGUCACAGCAGCACCCGAGAGGGAAGACGCGACAGUUCUGAUACAACUCCUCUCUUAAAUGGGUCAAGCCAAGACAGAAUGUUUGAAACCAUGGCGGUGGAGAUUGAACAACUUCUGGGAAGGCUUACUGGAAUAAAUGACAAAAUGGCAGAGUACACCAACAGCACGGGAGUCCCAUCCCUGAAUGCAGCACUGAUGCACACGUUACAGCGUCACAGAGACAUAUUGCAGGAUUACACACAUGAAUUCCAUAAAACCAAAACCAACUUUCUGGCAGUACGGGAAAGGGAAAAUCUCUUGGGAUCAGUACGGAAAGAUAUUGAGUCGUAUAAAAGUGGGUCCAGUGUGAACAAUAGAAGAACAGAGCUGUUCCUGAAAGAACAUGAGCACCUUCGAAAGUAGGUUUUCUUAAAUAUGUUGGGGAGCCGUUCU
Molecule: messenger RNA, 546 nt
Organism: Chelonoidis abingdonii (Abingdon island giant tortoise)
Lineage: Eukaryota; Metazoa; Chordata; Testudines; Testudinidae
Source: RefSeq, a predicted model, not a curated record